GGAGGCUGUGAUCAUAAUGUGCGCCCCCUUCUUUUUAUUUCUGGCGAUUCCUGCAAAGAUUGUGGAAGUCUCCGAGUGGUUGAAAACUUGGGACUUUGGAGAGAGAAGCGAAAGAGAUGUCGAGGGACGAGUUUGAUUUCAGUGAUUCGUUUUAGCCUGGGAAUAACAGGACUUUAUGAAUUUGGAGAGUUUUGUUGCUAUAGUUAAAGGGUUUUUUCUGGAGUCCUCGAUUAAGCUAUGAGUAAAUCCCCCCUUUUAAUAGUCGGAGGAACCCCGCCCUUCACCUGUUCCCGUUAAGGUAAUUUAACUGUGGCAACACUUCCAACAAGAAUGGCCAGUGGAACUGUAGUUCUCAUCCCCUCAAAUGGAGCAAACAUAAUUCAAACGGCCCCUGGAUUGUCUAGCGCUGCUCUUCAGGCAUCUGGAGCAAUUCCAUAUCCUCAGUAUGGAGCUCAGCAACUUGGAAUUUCCAACAAUGCUCCUCAACAAGUCCAACAAAAGGGUCCUUUGGAGAGAUUCUUCAACGCUGAGCCCAAAGUGCUUGGGGCUGUCCAAAUCAUGAUUGGUCUGAUUCACAUUGGCUUUGGGGCUGUCUCACUUCGUCUAUUUUCUCGUUACUAUCUUCCCUUGUCUGCAAUUGGAGGUUACCCCUUUUGGGAAGGGAUAUUUUUUAUUUCUUCUGGAUCACUUUGUGUAGCAGCUGCAAACCGUCAAAAUCGUGGUUUGGUGAAAUCCAGUAUAUGGAUGAACAUCACAAGUGCUAUAAUGGCAUUAACUGGUAUCAUCCUGUACCUGUAUGAGAUGGUCACCAACAGACCUUCUGUAUCUAACACUACAGUUAUAAACAGUGUCGGCUAUGGUGUCUCCGUUUUGCUGUUCUUGUUCAGCCUGCUGGAAUUCUGCAUCACUGUUUCACUGGCUCAUUUCGGCUGCCAGGCAACUUGCUCUAGUGGUGCCCAGCCAACCAUGGUUUGUGUGCCUUACCAAGUCAUUGGAGGUGGAGAAGUUGCAGCUGAACCAAAUUCUCUUCCUCCACCACCAACUUACGACAACGUGGUUACCAAAUCUCAAUAAAACAAGAACACCAGGAAGAAAAUGUGAGAAUUGUUAGCAACAGAGAUUUCAGGAGAAGCAAUGCAUUUCAUAUUACUUUAUUUUGUCCAGCUUGCUUGUUUAUUUUUCAAUUACAGCCUUUAAACACCAAAUUAAAUGGUGGCAAAUGUAAAAGUUCUUUGAUUUUACUUAAUAGUUGUAACACUUCCCUAGAAACAAGAAUUCAUCAGCAUAUUCAUGAGGAAGUGCACUCCUUGCAGUGGAUGAUGGAGGCUGUUUAUUAUCUCUUGUUUAUACUCUGAAUGAUGUUUGUUUUUUAUGACAACUAUGGAAUUAAAUAGGAGAUCUGAUGCUACAGAAAAGAAAAAGCUACUAAAAUUAGAACAUAUAAUUGAUACAAUACAGGAAGUUCUUGACUUACGACUGCAAUUUGGACCAGAAGAUCCAUUGCUAAGCGAGGCAGUUAAGGGAAUUGUGCCAGAUUUAGGACCUUUUUUGGCACUGUUCUUAAGUGAAUGAUUCUGCUUGUUCAGUGACUCAUGUGGUCCUUAAGUGAAUCUGGUUUCCCACAUUUGACUUUUUAAAAUCCAGCUGGGAAGGCCACAAAUAGUAAUCACCCACCCUGGUAUGCUGUGAUACAUACAUGCUGGUUACCAAGCAUCUUGAGUUUUGAUUACAUGACCCUGGGGAGGCUGCUACCUGUGAGGAUUGGACAUGAGUCACUUUUUUUUCCAAGUCUGUUGUAACUUUGAAUGGUCACUCAAUGACAAGUUGUAAGUUGAGAACUACCUGUAAUAGUGGUUGCAUAAUCACUGUGAUCCCAAAACAGAAGUUUGCAUAUAACUACAGUAUUCCAUAUUGUUAGGGCACUUAAGCUGAUGAAAAACAAAGAUUCCAUGCAAAUUGCCAUUUUUUGUUCUUUUGACUAUCGUCCCAUCUCCAACAGGGGCAGCUGUAAACACAUCCAUUAGCUGUAUUCUUGAAGAGUUUACAGUUGUGUAAACUGAGCAAUUCCAAAAUCAAAGCCAUUCGUACUUUUGGGGAGGGUAUAUGGGGGGGGGGGGCAACUAUGAUCUCUUUGUAACAUGUGGACUUCAACUCCUGAGCCUGCAGGGCUGAUUCAGGUAUUCUUGGAGUUGACAUCUACAGUUCCUAAAGGUGCCAGAGUUGCCCAUCCCUGGUACUGUAUAUGCCCCAAGAGACUCAAUUGGGAUGUAGAGAAGAUUCGUUGCUUCCUUGUCCAUAAUUACAUGGUGAAAAGUUUGACUCCUGCAAUGAUUUUACAGGUGUACAAAAUGUACAUUUGCACAGUUUUUGGGGUUUAAGUUGAUAGGCAGUAUCCUGAAUGUAAUCUAGCUCAAUUGAACUGAUGUCACUCUUACUUCCUUUCUUUGAUGAACCUGCAAAAAGAUGGGAAGCUGAACAAUUAGCUAGAACAAUCUUGAACCGAACACAUUCAAAAUUGUAGAAACGAUAGUAGAUUUUAGGAGAAGCCCUCCUAUUCUACCACCUCUUACAAUACUAGAAAACAGAGCAUGUUUCCCCAAGACCUGGUCUUAUUUUCUUUUGACCUCUGAAAUAAACGCAAGGCCAUAUUUUCAGGGGACGUUUUAAUCCUCCACCCCCAUGUACCAGUAUGAGGCAGAGGGGUGAGCUGCCCCAUGCGCCCUUCACCGGCUUAUUGAAGGGUUGCAGCAGGCCGUCCCAUCCACCCAUAUAGCUGACUCACAGCAGCUGCUCUGACCGCCUCCAACAAGCGUGGCCGCUUCUGCAGCUGAUUGCAGCCUGGCGCCUCGCACAGACAUACCAAAGGGUAUUUUAUCUUAUAUAUUGUAUCUGAUAUUAAUUAUGUUAAUGACAUUGUUUUAUUUAGUAUCCUAGUAUGAUUUGCGUUGAUUGCUUAUUUAGUAUCCUAUGACUAACACUGAGUGUUGUAUCUUAUGAUUUAUAAAGAAUGUAUUUUAUAAUUGUGAUAAUGAUUUAUCACUUCUUGCUUGUAUGUACACUGAGAGCUUAUGCACUGGAGACAAAUUCCUUGUGUGUCCAAUCACACUUGGCCAAUAAAAAAUUCUAUUCUGUU
Ahaetulla prasina is the source of this 3133-nucleotide messenger RNA. Its product is annotated as membrane-spanning 4-domains subfamily A member 15-like. The record is from RefSeq and is a predicted model, not a curated record. Gene Ontology annotation, cellular component: plasma membrane. Gene Ontology annotation, biological process: cell surface receptor signaling pathway. The coding region runs from base 331 to 1074 and encodes 247 amino acids. The transcript has 7 exons. NCBI's taxonomy places the organism in Eukaryota, Metazoa, Chordata, Lepidosauria, Squamata, Colubridae.